AUGUCUUCUGUCGAAGAAAAGGCCAGACCUUGGGAGGCGGGGAACGCAAGGACUCUUAUCGAAGAAAUGAAGCUCCUAGGGGAGUUUAAGAGCCAGCCGGGUAAUCCGUCCUUUUUGUUUGCCAUAUUUUCGGGAGCAUGAGCUUCCUUGCAUACGAUUUACUGUAACAUUUGAGUUUCAUUUGAGAGUACCAUACACUCGUGGAUGAGGUUCAUUUGAGGGUUGUAAGCUGAUUCUUUUUCUUCUUUUCAGGCGCGAGAAAGGUGAUAAAUUCGGAACUCUGGCAUGCAUGCGCGGGUCCUCUUAUCUCUCUGCCCCAACCUGGCAGUCUUGUUUAUUAUUUCCCUCAAGGUCACAGUGAACAGGUGAAGCCGUCUUUAUUUCCCCAAGUGUUUGCUAAACGCCGUGUGCGGCCAAAAUUUCUAGAAUCCUUCCCAUGCAUUUUGAGUGAGCAUUACGUGGUUCUUCAUGCAUCAAUAUUUUCCCGACUUAUACAUUUUAUUCAGCAUGAUUGGUGAUUCCCGUGAAGGACGUGCCUCCAAAGAAUUUUCAGUUUCGAAAUUUUAUUGUUGAGAUGCCAGUUAAAUCUUUUCAAACUUGUACGUGACAUCAUAAUUUCGUAUUCUUAUCACAUGCCUUAAGGAUAAGGUGUUGGCUCGGUCAAAUAUUUAAAUGACCUCUGGCAAAAGUGUCAUGUGAAGCUAUCACAAAAAUGAUUUUUGGAUUCUUUUUUGAAAUAUUUAUGCUUAACAUCUCUGUCUGCUUUUUCUUAUUGAACUUGGAUAUUCUCACAAUCAUCUGCUUUGUCCAUGUCCGGUCUGGCAAUAGAAGAUACCAUCUAAAAGGCGAACAUUGAAUGACACAUGUUUGUGAGCUAAAUAAAUAAAGAUUUCUCGGUGGCUACUUAUUAGGGGUCGUUGGUAUCCUUUUUUUAUUUUUAUCUAGAAAAAUAUCUUAAGCCUUGAAAAAUACCUUGGUCUACCUCUUGCUUGCUUUCAUGGGUGUAGCAACGAUGGUCUUUUGUCAUUUUAAUCAUGCACAUACUUGAUUUAGUUUUAAACGCUUUCUUUUGCAUGGGUGUAGCAACGAUGGUCUUUUUAGUGAUUAAAAUGGAGCCUUAUAAGUUUACUUCAUGCUUUACGCUUUCUGCUUGAUUCUUAGUACUUGUCUUUCCGAGCAUUAUUCUUUUCUCAGAAUUAUGAAACCUGUGUGCCAUCAGGUUACAGCUUCAACUAGAAGGAUUGUUAAUUCCCAUAUUCCGAACUAUCCGAGUCUCCCAUAUCAGAUGAUGUGUCAGGUUCACGGUGUCACAUUACAUGUAAGUACUAAUUGGUUUAUUCUUAUGCUUACAUGUUGGUUAGAGGAUUUUCUGAUAUACUCGUUUCCUUUCUUUGAACUGAACCUUCCAGGCGGACAAAGACACUGAUGAGAUAUAUGCCCAGAUGACUCUUCAGCCUGUGAACUCCGUAUGUGCGAUACUAUUUUCAGAAAAUGUACCUUUAUUAAAUUGAUAUACUUGGUGACUGAAUAUUUAAACUCUAUUGAAAUUUCUCCUUGGCUGUGGUCUAUCACUGUAAAGCUUUAGCUUCCUCUUUCAUGUGCUCUUUUUAGGAGUUUACUUCAAUCCUUUGGGUUUUAAUAUACAAGUAAAUCAGUAUCUGUAGGGCUUCUGUCGAUAGGGAAUUUUUGUUGUUGUUGUUGUUGUUGCCACUGCUGCAAUAUCUCAGUUAGUCAUGAUGUUUUGUUAUAUGCUCUGAUAGAUUAGAUGUCAGGAUUAUUUUCUUUGAAAACAUGCCUUUUGCACGACGCUAGCCUUCUUCUUGUUAUUAGAAGUUUAACCCUUUCCUUUCUACAGGUAUUUGAAUAAGGUAGUAACAUUAAAUAAAACAUCCCAGUCUAAGCCCGCAUGAAACUUUUAUUUGCUCGAACUAAUGGAAUGUAUGUUGUUCAAUUUUAUUUUCACUAAAAAACAAGUUGGUCCCUUUCUCCAGGAAAAUGAUGUCUUUCCUAUCGCGGACUUUGGACUUACAAAAAGCAAGCAUCCAAUGAGUUUUUCUGUAAGACUCUAACAGCGAGUGAUACCAGCACACAUGGUGGCUUUUCUGUUCCACGCAGGGCUGCAGAGAAGCUAUUUCCCCAGCUGGUGAGGUUUUAAGAUAUAUAAUUAAGCUGAAAUAAAAUUUAAAUCUUCCGUCAUACACUAAGCUUGUCAUUAUAAUCAUCUAAUUUAAAUUUCAGGAUUAUUCCAUGCAACCUCCAAAUCAAGAACUCAUUGUUCAAGACUUGCACGACAACUCAUGGACAUUUCGGCACAUAUAUCGAGGUGAAAACAAAUUUUCUUCUCUAGUUCUCAUUUUUUUUAUCGUUAUCAUCGUCGUUAAUCAUUUCAACCUAAGUCUACUAUUUCAAUGAUCAAAGGGUUUGGCAAAAGUCUUCAAGUACAUGCCUUACCUCAACUUCUUGUGUUUCAAGUACUUCUACUAUAUGCAUGGAGGAUUCAAAAUAUUGGAAAAUACUGCCUGUGGCAUAUAAGCUCGCAUAACUAGCAAUCACACUUCAUCCUUUUCCUAUACUUCAUAUAAUGUACUGGGAAUUGUAAUAUUCUCUUGGUGGGUUACAGACAGAAUGCAUUAAAAAAACAUAUCAAAACUCUGUAGAUGCUCGACUGCAUAUUCAUGUUUCAAAGUUUUAUGACUGUUGAUUUUUUUUUCCUGUACGUGUCUAUCUUGUUUAUAUGUUUCUGUAGCCAUUUGCUUGAAUGGAUACCUGAUGUUUUUCAGGACAGCCGAAAAGGCAUCUUCUAACGUCUGGUUGGAGUGUAUUUGUUGGUGCAAAGCGUCUUAAAGCUGGUGAUUCUGUUCUAUUCAUCAGGUAACAACAAUUUUACUGCAAAAUUGUUUGAUAUAUCCACUUUUUGUCUGUUCCAACAGCAUAACCUGGCAUAAUGCUGUUAAAAUAGAAGAAAACAAAUCCACUUUGUAACUUACCGGUCCUCAAAUACCAUCAAGUUAUUACGUUGAUUGGAAGGGAAGGAAAACUAUUGUUUCAGCCCUGAGAAGUAAUUUUACUUAAUAUGUAUUCACAGUCUUAGAAAUUACUUAUUGUGAUUUGAAGGGAUGAGAAAUCACAGCUGCUUUUGGGCAUAAGGCGUGCGAAUCGUCAGCAAACAGUGUUACCAUCAGUUCUGUCUGCUGAUAGCAUGCAUCUUGGAGUCUUUGCUGCGGCUGCUCAUGCCGCUGCUAAUCGCAGCCCAUUUACUGUUUAUUACAACCCAAGGUUUUAUUCCUAACUCCUAUUUUCUCUCCAAUCUCUGGCUUUAUGGCAUUUGAGAUUUUAGUUUCUUGCAAAUUAAAUCACGUGAUCUCUGUGAAUUUCGUUUAGGGCAUGCCCUUCAGAGUUCGUUGUACCUAUUGCCAAGUACCACAGGGCUGCAUAUAACCAAAUAUCGGUUGGAACUAGGUUUGGAAUGAUGUUUGAAACAGAAGAUUCUGGCAAGCGCAGGUAUUGUUCGCGCCUUUUAGAAUUCCAUGAGGGAAAAUGUGAUUUUUUAGUUGUUCCUCAUGCAGAUAUUAGCUCCUCUAAUUCUCGACACACCCAGGUCUUUGGGUCUGUUUGGAAUCUUUGUGGCGUCUGUUUUUCUUAGGUUUUUUAUCAUCACAUUUAGGAUAGUACUAAGAACUGCUUCUCACUUUGGAAGAGCGAAAAUCAAGUGAGUCCAAAAUGAGACGUAAAUUAAUUGCUCCUUCUAACUGAUCACCUUGGUGUAUGCUGCUAUGUAUGUAGUCGCUGAAUCUGUGAGGAUUUACAACAUUUUGCUUUACCUUUUCCUUUGGAUGGGAUUAACUGUUCAUGAGGCCUAUGUUUGUAAUGUUUUGCGUCUCCAUGAUGUAUCAAAGCCGAGUAGGCUGUUCUUUGUUUCUUGUUCGUUGGUGUUUCAAUACAUGAUAUGGUUCACCAUGACAUUAGUUCUGGGUUCACUGACCUUUCACUUACUUUUUGGGGUUAAUCAGGUACAUGGGCACAGUUGUGGGGAUCAGUGACUGUGAUCCGUUGAGAUGGCCAAAUUCCAAAUGGCGCAAUCUUCAGGUCAGAUCUUUUGGGGGCUGUUCUUAAGCAUGGAGCUUCCUUAGUCGAGGCUCAUACUAACUGCUACAUUUUCAUUUCAUGUUCAGGUGGAAUGGGAUGAGCAUAGCUCUGUGGAAAGGCCAGAUAGAGUUAGCAUGUGGGAGAUCGAGACCCCUGAGAGUCUUUUUGUUGUCCCGGCUCUGGCUUCCAAUCUGAAGCGCCAAUUAAGUUCUGGAAUUACUGGUGAGACCCUGAGCAUCAUGCUGCCUGGAAGCGUUUGCCAUUUAUUUCGAUGUUCAUUUAAACUUACUAUUCCUUUGUGGGCCUAUGUUUGUUGACGUAUUCUAUAAAAUAAUCAACCGGGACUUGAGCCUAUCUUUCCAGCCUAUUCUGUGACAAACAUGUGCAAACAAUAUAAGAAUCACUAUUCUUUCCCUUUCUUUUUCAUUACUCAUAUGUCUUGAAUGCUUUCUGAAAGUAACUCUACUACCCAUAUUCUCAUGAUCUAUCUUCUAGUUGAAAGCCUGUGACAAUCUGUGGAUGGAUUCAAUUGGAAGUUAUUCGUUGAUGUAUUGUGAAUUGCCAGUCCUCUCUAUUCCGCCAAAUACCUGGAUUUAUAAAACUGAAUGCCCCAGAUUGACCUGAGCUUUGACGUAUUCUAAGCAUCUAGUACCAGGGGAAAUACAUCUAAUACGAGAACACAGGGUUCUCUGAAGGAGUCUUGACGUCUCAUUUAGUCAGAACUGAUAGGCAUUCCCUAUUGGCUUUCUUUUAUUUCACAUUCUCCUCCCCCUUUUCUAACUUCAGCUAGCUUUGGACAAUCUCUGGUUAUCAGGUGGUGAAUCCGGGCAAGGGAUGAUGAUUAAACGCCUGGCGUCUCAAUCUUCAGAAAAUGUCAACCGUACAUUCACAUAUCCUCCAAUUCCUGGUCUUCAGUCAGAUCUGCAGAUGGGAUCGCUAGUUCAACGGCCAUGUUUCAACCCCGAGAUUCAGAAUUUAGUGUAUACAAAUGCACUACGAAACAUGAGAAGCCAUGAAUUAGUCUUGCCUUCUCCUGCAGCUCCUUUCAGUUGCGUGAUAAGAGGGCAAGUACAAGAGGAGAAAACAGCUGACAAAACAGGAAAAGAACAUGAAUUGAUGGAGGGUUCAACGGGACCAGCCAAUAGUAGCCCUGGGGUUUCAUUGGAGCAGAAACAGUCAGCUGAUUUAGAUGUAUCAUCACGAUGUGUUUCGAAGGCAUCCCAAACGAUCACAGCAGAUAAGCAAGCUGUCAGUGAGCCUCCGGAGGAGUCGAGAGAUCAGAGUGAAAGUGAAGUCGGCAAGCACAAUGACGCUAUUUCAAUGGAUGAACAUGAAGAUGCCUCUGCGGAGGGAAAGGCUCCUGCAAAUCCUGAUGAAAAAUCUCAGGCAGUUGUUGAUGAACUGGAUGCGGAAUCUCGACCAUCUCAGCCUUCAGGGAAGUUCUAUGACGAGGAUUUGUCAACUCAAGAGGCCCCGUACCUCGCACCAGCACCACCAUUAAUGGGAGAUCUUCAGCACAUGCAGGACCAGCCACGUUUGGGAGCAAUAUCUUCGGUUGAUGUGAACAAUUUCCAUUCGGGCCAUCUUUCAUCUGACUACCUGGAUAAUGCUUGGUGGUUAUUGGGGAGCACUUGCCACCAUCCUUCUCUUCCUGGGUUGAAUCCGCCUGAGCUUCUUUCCAGUUCACUGAAGCAAGGUGGCAAUUCCACCACCAGCUCAGCAGACAUAUCUAAUGUUCUUGACCCAGAGAUCUCUGCUGCCACUGAUGGGCUCCAGUUUUCUCUGGUCUCAGAGACCAAUCACAGAAUUCUGCAAUCGCUGGGUCAUGGGUUUUCAAAUCACAAUCAAUCAAUCCAAGAUGCCAAGCUAUUGCAGACCAUUUCUAACUCAUAUGGACUGAGAGACUUCGCUGAUGGGAAUAUCAAUCAACAUGAAGCUUUCAGUAAUCUCCCUUUUACAAGCCACAGUGGAGAAGAUACAGCCGGUCCAUACCCCAAUACAGGCGUAGAAUGCGGCCUUGAUGCGGGGAAACUUUGCUGUUUUCUCAUACCUUCAGAGGGUCUUCACAGCAACUGCAAUUCAUGUCAGGACGUCCAGUCUCAGGUUACCACUGCAAGCCUGACAGACUGCCGGACGAUCUCCUUUCAGGAGUUGCCCGAUUGCUCGGGCGGAACAUCAUCAAGCAAUUUGGAGUUUGAUGAUCGUUAUCAUUUGAAUACAAGUUCAUGGAAGCAAGUCCCCCCCCCUUUACGGACAUAUACCAAGGUAUGAUAUGGAUAUCAGUUUUUUUUUUUUUUUGUGUAGGCCCGAACUCUGGUGUCUUCAAAGCUUCUGCUACUGACAUGGGUCAUCAAGCAAGCAGGUUCAGAAGGCUGGAUCAGUGGGAAGGUCAAUCGAUGCGACCCGUUUCAGAAACUAUGAUGAGCUCAAGAAUGCCAUUGCCUGCAUGUUUGGACUCGAAGGUCAACUGGACGACCCCAGAGGAUCAGGGUGGAAGCUCGUUUAUGUGGAUUAUGAAAACGAUGUCCUUCUUGUUGGAGACGACCCGUGGGAGUAAGUAGCUUCUGCCCGAGCAAUCCGCCGCUUUUAUUCUCUCCAAACUAUAUAAUUAUUUUCCCAUGUACCAUGGAGCUCCUCCCUAGUCAUUGACUACCAUAGAUUAAUACCAAGUGAGGCAUAUUCUUUCAGGGAAUUCAUCACUUGCGUUAAGUGCAUCAGAAUCCUCUCGCCCUCUGAAGUGCAGCAGAUGAGCCAGGAGGGGCUGCAGCUUAUGAACAUGGUGACGGGCACUGGUGACUUGUAG
Molecule: messenger RNA, 6889 nt
Organism: Spirodela intermedia
Lineage: Eukaryota; Viridiplantae; Streptophyta; Magnoliopsida; Alismatales; Araceae
Source: the annotation of a GenBank genome assembly